Molecule: messenger RNA, 6146 nt
Organism: Metopolophium dirhodum (rose-grain aphid)
Lineage: Eukaryota; Metazoa; Arthropoda; Insecta; Hemiptera; Aphididae
Gene: pps
Product: PHD finger protein 3
Biological process (GO): DNA-templated transcription
Cellular component (GO): nucleus
Molecular function (GO): protein binding
Source: RefSeq, a predicted model, not a curated record
UGUAAAUAAUUGGAAUACAAAUUACAAAUGGAUUUUUACAUAUUUUUAUAUCACACAUUUUCUCUGUCUAUAGGACAAGUUGAUGAUAAUAAUAAUUAGGAGAUUUUUUAUUAUGUCGUGUUCUAAAAUUACGGAGAAAGCAGAUGAAGAACCAGAGGAUGAAGAGGCUGAUGACACUUUAGUAGUAGUUGUUAAGCCUGAUGGUACAGUUGCUAUAGAUCAAGAAACAUUCAAUAGAGUUUUGGAAAGCAAAAAGGAAACCAUGAAUAUUAUCCACUUUGAGAACAGCAGUAAUAAAGGCAUAACCACAAAUCCAGAGAAUGGAGAGCCAGAAAUCAAUUUGACUGUGCAAGGUUUUUAUCCAUCUAUUUCUACCAAAACAUUCUUAUCCCAAGCCAAUGAAAAUAGUGAUAUGACAACAAAUACUAUUUAUUUGGAUCAUUGUUAUUACAAGGAUUGCCCACCAAACAUACCAGAGACCAACAUUUGUUCGCCUCAAAUUACACUCUCUACCGGAAUACAGCAUAUUACAAAUGAAUUAAAAAAAUCAAAUAUUGUAGACGAAAUUGAAGAAAUUGAAGAGAUUACCGUUUCAGUGGAUGAGAAUAUCAAACCAGGCAUACCAUCAAUAACCGUAUCCAAUAAUGUUGCAGAAAGUAAUUUACCCAACAACAAAAAGAUGCUAAACUUAAGAGUUGGAAAAAAUGAAAAACCAAGAACUAAGGGUCCUAUAUCUUUAAGAAAUACAAUAACUAAAAAGAAACCUGAUGAAAUACAAAGUAAUCAAUCCGGGGAUAAAGCAAGAGCUACAAAAACGGUUAAACGUCUGGUACCAACGAAGACAUAUCAUCAAGUUCGUCCAUCAGUUCAAAUAAAAAAUAAUCGACAAAAAAAAUCAGAUGUUAUUGUAGACAAAGUUUUACUGCAAGCUAAUGAAUUGAUUCGUCAGUCAAGUAUUGAACCAAAAAAAUACAUACAAAAUCAGUUGAUGUUCAAAAAGAAUAAAGAUAAAAUUGGAAUUAUUGAAAAUUCUCUAGAUUCUUUAUCAGCUCCACAAAAACAUGUUACUCAAUUAUUAGAUGCACCUGAAUUAUUUUCAUCUCCAGAUAUUAUUUUAGAUGAUACCAAAACAUCUAUUCAAACUGUAAAUAACGAAUUGGAUUCUAAAAUAAAUGUUAUCGAUAAAAUUGAUGAUAUAUCAACUAUAGAUAACCUCAUAUCUAACACAACAAAAGAUAUAGAACAAGUUAUUGUAAAUAAAGAAGAAACUGGAAGAGUUCGAAAACUCUCAAGUCGAAUGAAAGAUAAUCCAGUUGAAAUUACUGUAACUAAAACAGUAGAAGACAUAUUAAAUGAUAUUAGUUCCAAAAUAGCCAAUCAAACAGAAAUUAUUGAUGAGGAAAAUUUGAUUGAUGAACUAGCUGAUCUCAAUGAAGACCUUAACUCUUCAAAUUUUGUUGCUCCAUCUAACUCUAGUCACGAUUUGAUGAACAAACUAUUAUCUGAUGAUAGUCUUAAUCAUAGUGGCAAGAACGACUCAAUAACAUCAGUAACUGAUGACAAACCUAAAGGUCCUACUAUAGUGGUUUAUGGAAAAUCUGGUAGAAUAGUGACACUGCCUCCAAUCGAGAUUCCCAAGACUCGGUCAUUAGUAAAAAAAGAAAAUCUCGAUGCUAGUAUAAAAGAGCAAGGUAGACAAAGACGUUCAUCAGAAAAUUCAAAAAGUAUAAAUGACUAUAGUGAAGAAUCAGAUACAGAUAGAGAAGGAAAUAUGACUUCAGAGGAUGAUCCACAUAGACUUUGGUGUGUUUGUAGAAAACCUCAUAAUAACAGAUUUAUGAUAUGUUGUGAUACAUGUGAAGAUUGGUUCCAUGGAAAAUGUGUGGGUAUCACAAAAGCCUUGGGUGAACAAAUGGAAGCUCGUGGUGUUGAAUGGAAUUGCCCACCGUGUAAAAAAAAGAGGACUGAAGAUGCACGUAAAAAAUCUGAAGAAGAUAAAGCCAAGAAAUUAGAAGAAGAGAAGGCCAAAAAAUUAGAAGAAGAGAAGGCCAAGAAGUUGGAAGAAGAUAAGGCCAAGAAAUUGGAAGAAGAAAAGGCUAAGAAAUUGGAAGAAGAUAAAGCCAAGAAAUUGGAAGAAGAUAAGGCCAAGAAAUUGGAAGAAGAUAUGGCCAAGAAAUUAGAAGAAGAAAAGAAAAAACUACCAAGUUUGAAAUCACCAAUUAAAAACAGUGAAACAAAAGUUAUAAAAAUUCAACCCCAAUUACAACAAAAUUGCGUUCAAUGUAAAAAAAAUAUUGAAGAUGUUGCAGUAGGCUUAUUUUGUAAGGAAAUAUGUUUGGAAAAGCAUAUUGAAGAAAGUGUAGCUGCUAUAAAAGCAUGUUGUACAUCAGAUUCACCGGAUAUUAUUUUAUUUGACAAAAAAAACAGCAGAUUAAUCACAGGUGAACAAGCUCCAAAACUUACAAAUUUAAAACAAUGGAUGAAAGAAAAUCCAGCAUUCCAAAUUUUGAAACCUUCUGGACCUAAAACUAGCAUUAAUAAACCAUCUUCGAAACCUCAAACUAAUUCUAAGUCGACCACAAAUGCAUUUAAAUGUCUUAAAAAAGAAAACGAAAAUCGCCUUAAGAGACCAGCCAUCAGUCCAGAUAAACAUAAGGCAAAAGAAAUGAAAAGAGAAUUUGAUGUGUCAGAAUUAUUGCAACCUGAUAAAAUUAAACUGGUAUUUGUUAAAAAAGAAUCACCAAAAUCAAUAUUACCUAAAAAAGAACAUAUUAAACAUACUACUCCUCAAAAAGAACCUAAUAAACAUACUACUUCUCAAAAAGAACCUAAUAAACAUACUACUCAAAAAGAACCUAAUAAAUAUACUACCCAAAAAGAACCUAUUAAACAUACUAUUUCUCAAAAAGAACCUAUUAAACAUACUAUUCCUCAAAAAGAACCUAUUAAACCUACUAUUCCUCAAAAGGAGUCAUCAAAAUGUAUACAACCAGUAUCACAGAUAAAAACCACAUCCCUUUCAAAAAUAAAUGCAGUCCAAAAAGUUAUUAAGAAAAAACCUGAACCAGUCAAAGAAAUUUUUAAUGAGAAAAAAGGUGAAGAACAAUUGCGUUCUAAUGUUCGUAAAUCUUUAUUAGAAUCAUUAAGUAGUAGAAUAUCUGAAGAACCAGAAUUAAAAUCAGCUGAACAAGACUUAGAGGAAUUGAUCUUGAAAAUUGAAGAAGAACUUUAUAAUCAAUUUAGUAAGGUUGAUCAGAAAUACAAAACAAAAUAUAGAAGUUUAUUAUUCAAUAUAAAAGAUCCAAAAAAUUUAAAUUUCUUUAAGAAAAUUAUGUUUAAGUGGGUUACACCAUAUCAGUUGGUGCGUAUGACUGCUGACGAAAUGGCAUCUCAGGAACUUGCUGAGUGGAGAGAACGAGAAAACAAACAUCAAAUAGAAAUGAUCCGAAAAACUGAGUUGGAUAUGAUGAAUCAACCAAAGGCUUUACUAAUGAAGACUCAUAAAGGCGAAGAAAUCAUUGAAUCCAGGGAUAAUAAGGAGACAAUAGUAUCAGAGUUUAAUCCUGACAUUAAGGUUGAGGAAAAGAAACCACAGAUUUUAUUAAAAUUAACCAAAGAAAAAAAAAAGAGCAAAUACAAAGAAAGAAGUAGUAGUGGUGAACGUGAUCGUAGACAUCAUAAGUCUAGUAGAAAUCGUCAUAAAUCACACAAGGAUAAAAAACGUAGAAGUCGUGACCGGAGCAAAAGCAGAGACACUAAGAAUAAAAAAGUUGAAAAAAAUAAAGUAAUUGAGACUGUUGCAGAACCAGUUACUAAUAACACUGAAGUACGUAAAGAUGAAGAUAUUAGUGAUAGGGAACCAAGUUCAACUGUUGUUAUAGCAACUCCACCUCGGAUGGAAGAUGAAGUUUGCCCUAUAUGGAAAGGAACCAUAAAUUUCACUGACGUUGCACGUUGUAAUGUAACAAUGUCUCGAUUAUCUGGUAAUGUAAUUGGAUUGGAGGAAGAACUUACUUUAACAGUUCUGGAAUGUGUUGGUCGCAUCAAACAACAAACUGUUUGGGAAUAUAUGGGUAAAUUGAAAAAAACUGGAACCAAAGAUAUUAUUGUAACAAAGUUAUCAGCAAGCGGAAUAGAACAACAAAUGUCCUACCUGAGCCUAUAUCAAUACCUCAGUGCUAAAAAUCGCAUAGCAGUUAUUGAUAGCAAACCAUUUCCAAACAUAAAAGAUUUUUAUCUAUAUCCUCUUGGCAGUCAUAGUCCUAUUCCUCAGGUUUUAUUGCCAUUAGAUGGACCUGGUAUUGAUGACUAUAGAACCCAUUUGUUGCUGGGUAUAAUAGUACGAAAUUCUAAGAAGAAUUGGGUUCCAUCUUGGCAACCGUCUGAAAAUAAUUAUGUGUUACCUGAUAUCAACGACACUUUGGCUUUACCUCAUCUUAAACCUGCUUUUCCAACAUCUAGUCAAGACAAUUAUUCACCAAAAGAAAGUUAUACUCCACCGAGAUCACCAACUAACAAAAUUCUCAGUUUACCAACACCAGUCUUACCACUAUCUUCAGUUUUGACUGAUGAUGACUUGCCUUAUAUACCGGGGGAAGAAGAACCGUACUCACCAGUUGAUGAGGAUGUGCCUAGCUUGUCUGAUGAUAUAAAUAUAGCUGCAAGUAUUGAACAACAAAUGGAAGAAUUAACCAGAAAAAUUGAAAAAGAAAAAUUAGUUAUACAAAUGAUGACUGCCGGUUCUCAAAAUUCAAUUCUUAUUGAUGACGAUUCACAAGAUCUAGAUGAAGAAGUCUAUAGUCCUACAAGUGAGCUGGCCCCACUAACAACUGAAAUUCAACUGCCUAGUAAUAUUAAAGAUAUACUUUCUUCCAUUAAUACAAAAGAAUUACUUUCAACUGAGGCGGAAAACUCUAAAGCUACUACAGAUGUUGAAAAGAAAUGCAGAGACCCUCGCCAACGAAUUUCAACAGCUGAACCUCCACCACCUGGGCUCGAAGAUGAGUUUACACCACCUUGUAAUCCUGACAUAAGUUUACCUCCACCCCAUUUCUCAACUCCAUACAUGCAACCUAUAAACUAUAUUGCACCUAUUCCUUAUCCUUAUCCUCCACCUGGGUAUAUACCUGAUGCUUACCCAAAUCAAUAUGGACCUCAGCAACCACCUCCACCCCCUCCAGCUAUGGUUUUAGAUCAAGGCAAAUACAACAGUUAUAAUCAACCUGGGUAUGCAUACAAUACAGUACAAUACCAACCACCUCUUCCACCAUCUUAUCCGAAAACUAAAAAAGGAUCAGGAUUUUGGGGCCACGGUAGUUCUAAAAAUGAACCGAAAAAGAAAAAAUUUAAAAAAUCAGGUGAUCGAAGAGAUAAAGGUUCUUGGAGACGUAUGUAGUUGUUUCCUAAAUAAUUUUAUGUUCUUGGGUCGUGUUUUUAUUAAAUCUAUGUUUUACAUGUACAACUUAUUUUAUUUAUCUUAAUAUUGUUAAGAAUUUUUUUUAAAUAUAUUUUACACAUUUUCUUAUAUGAAAUGUAAACUUUACAUGUAUUUAUGUUAUUCAUAUAAAAUUGUUAUAAAUUUUAUUGUAUUUAUAUUUAGUUUAAGAAUUAAUAAAUUUAAAUGUACAAAACUAAUGUGAAUUUGUUGUGCGAGCACGUUACAAAUAGAACAUAAUGUUACAUCAUUUUAUACAUAUAAAGUGUACAACUUUUAUACAUUAAAAUAACACUGACACUUAACUGUGUUUUAAAAACACAGUUAAUAUAAUUAUUGAUGUUAAUUUUUCUCAAUAAAGUUAGAUAAUGUGGACGUGUGACUUCAUAACAUCUUGUCAUUAGAUUUUAUUUUUGGAUUACAACUAUAAUAAAGACAUUUCUGUAAAUUAAAUCAUAAUUUAACACCUUCGGCAUUUAGUCUAAUGUUGAAAACAAAAUCAUUUAUGUUUGUUUUUUCAUUGUCUUAAUAUAAGUAAGUAUGUAUACAACAUAUUACAUAUUUAGUAUUUCUAAACACUAAACAUAGACUUCUAUAGAUAUUAUUGUAAUAGAUACAACAUAGCGUUAUAAUAUUUUUGAAUAUGUUUGGUGUACCAUUAGUUGAGUUAUUGAAAUAAAAUUGAUUAAUUCAAUACAAACUAUGUUGCACA